AUGGCCUCUUUCAAAGUCAUUAUCAUCGGCUCUGGGCUAGCCGGCAGUUUGCUUGCUAACGGCCUCGCCCGGCACAACAUCGCGUUCGAAGUCUACGAGCGAGCAGAAAAGCACUCGAAGCGGGAAGGAUUCCAGAUUCGGCUGGGCGAGGGAGCUCUUAUCGGCAUGCGGGCAUGCUUGGAACAAGAGCAAAUCGACUCUAUUGCCAGACGAUUCGCUCGCUCGACUGUCUCAAACCCACCCAUCGUGUACGACAAGCACUUCAACAAGAUGUUUGAGCCAGGAAAGAUGCCGGGAUAUCAGAGGUCGACCCCAAUCAACCGCGUAUCUCUUCGAGAGGCUCUCUCCGAGCCACUCUACAAGAUGGGAAAGAUCCACAAUGAGAAGCGACUCACGAAUUACGAAAUACACCGAGAUGGCAGCCGGCGCUUUGUCAAGGCCUUUUUUGAUGAUGACACGUCUGACACUUGUGAUGUUCUUAUUGGGGCGGACGGAAGUGGAUCCAAGGUAACUGCUGCAUAUCUAUGA
Molecule: messenger RNA, 528 nt
Organism: Colletotrichum chrysophilum
Lineage: Eukaryota; Fungi; Ascomycota; Sordariomycetes; Glomerellales; Glomerellaceae
Exons: 1
Coding region: 1-528 (175 amino acids)
Molecular function (GO): FAD binding
Source: RefSeq, a predicted model, not a curated record